This is a messenger RNA of Notodromas monacha, 1071 nucleotides long. Lineage: Eukaryota; Metazoa; Arthropoda; Ostracoda; Podocopida; Cyprididae. The record is from the annotation of a GenBank genome assembly.
AUGGUUCAAGUUAUGCAGACAGAAAUCGUCAUGGCAGAUUAUCCGGAUGCCCUUGACCAUUACUUUCCAGCAAACCUGACAGAAAUAUGGCUUGACGACAACUCCACCAAUGUUUCAGCUGUGCUGGUGAAUGGAACAGAAUCUGAGACAGACAUUGACCUGGUGGUGCUGCGCUGGAUGACCAUCAAGGCCGUGAUGGUGCCAGUGGUCUUUGCGCUGAUUUUCGUCGCUGGAUGUUUGGGCAAUGGCACCCUCAUCCAUGUGUUUGUGCGCCACAAGGAGCUGAGGACCACGCCGAACAUUUACAUAGUGGCGCUUUCUGUGGGCGACUUGUGCGUGGUGCUGUUUUGCAUACCGUUCGUGGCUACUAUUUAUACAUUCCAGAGUUGGCCAUAUGGACUCAUCAUGUGCAAGAUUGGAGAAUUUGUGACGCAAGCGUCGACGGGAAUGUCGGUGUUCACUCUGACCGCGUUGAGCGUGGACCGUUAUGUGGCCAUCACGCAUCCCAUGCGGGCGCACGUGGGAAACAAUCCUCGCAGACUGACCUAUUGCGUUGUGGCUGGGAUUGUGGUCCUGGCACUGCUCUGUGCCCUGCCCUUCUUGCUCUUUGCGGAAGUGGUGCCCAAGGGCCAUGAUGGGAUUCUAGUCUGCCACCCGUAUCCUGAGCACUUUGGACCAGGAUAUGGCCAAGGAAUGGUGGUGUACAAGGCCUUGUUGUACUAUGCUGUGCCACUGACCCUCAUCACAGUCUUCUACAUCUCCAUGGCCAGACGACUGGUGCAGAGUGCGGCGUCCAUGCCGGGGGAGGCCCGGGCCAGGCGCCAAAUCAACUCUCGCAAAAACGUCGCCAAAAUGGUCCUGGGCUUCGUGUUCUUUUUUGCCGUGUGCUUCCUGCCCAACCACGUGUUCUUCCUCUGGUUCUACUUUGACCCGAAUGCCGAGCAAGUGUACAAUAUUUUCUGGGACAUUCUCAGGAUCCUGGGGUUCACACUCAGUUUCACCAAUUCCUGCGUGAACCCCGUGGUGAUGUAUUGCGUCAGCAGCACCUUCAGAAAAAUGUUCAACAGGUGA